UUUAAUUGUAAGAAAUGUGACAAGGCGUUUAGCCAAGCAGGAAGUCUAAAAAGACAUGAAAGAAUACACAGUGGUGAGAAGCCGUUUAAGUGCAAGCAAUGUAACAAGGCCUUUACCCGGGCAGAAAUUCUGAAAGUCCAUGAAAGAAGACACACAUGUGAGAAGCCAUUUAAGUGCAAGCAAUGUAACAAGGCCUUUAGCCAGGCAGGAAGUCUCAAAGUACAUGAAAGAAGACACACAGGCGAGAAGCCAUUUAAGUGCAAGUAUUGUAACAAGUCCUUUAGCCAUGCAGGAAAUCUGAAAGUACACGAAAGAACGCACAGUGGUGAGAAACCGUUUAAGUGCAAGCAAUGUAACAAGACCUUUAGCCAGGCAGGACAUCUGAAAGCACAUGAAAGAAUACACACUGGUGAGAAGCCAUUUCAGUGCAAGCACUGUAACAAGACCUUUAGCCAGGUAGGACAUCUGAAAGCACAUGAAAGAAUACACACUGGUGAGAAGCCAUUUCAGUGCAAGCACUGUAACAAGGCCUUUAGCCAUGCAGGAAGUCUGAAAGUACAUGAAAUAACGCACAGUGGUGAGAAACCGUCUAAGUGCAAGCAAUGUAACAAGACCUUUAGCCAGGUGGGACAUCUGAAAGCACAUGAAAGAAGACACACUGGCGAGAAGCCAUUUCAGUGCAAGCACUGUAACAAGGCCUUUAGCCAUGCAGGAAAUCUGAAAAAACAUGAACGAAUACACACGGGUGAAAAACCUUUCAAGUGCAAUCAGUGUAACAAGGCCUUUUGUUGGAGGAAAUCUCUUAAAGCACACGAAGAAAGACACCGUUGCUGGAUUUGUCUUAUGAUGAUUAAGACCAAGGCGCUGCUUCUUCAACAUUAUGAUGACCAUAUGAGGUUACUGGACCCAACAUCGUAGAUUUAAUCAACGUAUUCAACAUUGUGUGACUUAACUUUGUAUAAUGGUUUAUUAAUAUUUCCUUGUAAAUUUAAGCUAAUCAACAAAAAGUCAAUUUACUUUGGAUCUGGGUAAUCUUCUGGUUGCUUAAAGUAAUUUUCCCAAUUGUUUGAAGUGUUAAUGUUCUUCCCAGUUAGAACCGACUCUCAACACUAAAAGGGGGUAUCAAAAAUGUAGUUGCUUUGUUUCAAUUAACGCGAAAAUUUAAGGAAAAUUUUAUUACAGGGCUAUUGUUCAAGGCUUGUAGAAAGUGGAGUGUGGAAAAAAGUUCCACACAAAACACUAUUUGAGUUUUUUUAAAAGUGGCAAGUUUUUUCAAGCAGGAGUCGAACCAGGAUUUCGUUUAAGAAAAGUUCAAAAGUUAUGCUUUUUAUAGCGAAUCAUUUACACCGUUUACCGCCAUUACAAGUUAAUUUCUGGUAAGCGCGCGACCCUUGUAUUCUCGUAGUUUCAGUUUCCGGUUUGAUUGGUGCAUUUAGUGGUGGUAGAGUCCUUGGACACUUAAGACACUUAAACUGUUUUCUGUAAAUAGACGCGGAAAGAGUUUCUUAACAUUUACAGUCUAGCCUCAAUUUUUGUGGUUUCGAUCAUUUGCAAAAAAGUUCAGUUUCACCUUCUUGUUCGAUUGAUGCUUUUAGGGACUGAAGUCUCUCAGGAACCUGCUGUUUUGUUUUCCUUGAAAAAGGUAACAAGACAGUUCCUAUGGUGUCAAUCAUUUGAAAAAGGUUUACAUUUGGAACCUUUUUGUUUUCGGCUCAUAUAGUUUGUGGCCGAAGCACAGCGAAGCAAAAGAAAUAUAACUUGUGGAUGUUUUGUACGGUAGACUAAUGGUUUGAAGAUAUACUGCGUUGUGUGUCAGAACGUUCUCUGUUGACGAGUGGCCUUUAAAGGAAAUUUAAAAGUGUAACAAAAUGAUUGUAGCGAUGAGGCCGCACGAAAGUGAGAGUUAUUCGUUACUCGCAAAGCAGCUAUUUGCGUGGCCUUAUCCUUAUAAUAAGUUGAGUUUUUUGGCAUUCCUUAUUAACCGUUAUAGUGUUGAGGCAGUUCUAUUUAUCGGUCAUUUUCCCGGUAAUCACAUCAUUAUAGAUGAUUCUGAUCACUGGGGUGAUUACAUUAGUGGUUAAAUUUUGAGGCAGCAUUGUCGUUAAUAUUUUUUUAUAUUUAGGAGCGGUGUUAGGUUUGGAACUUUGACGCUUAAAAUUUUUAUUUGUACUGUUAUCUUGUAGACGUGUCGCUUUCGUGACAAAGAAAACCUUUUUUUUUGUGGUUCCGUUUUUGAGCCUGUUUUUGCUUAUGUUUAUUGUUAUGCUUAUUUUGUGCAAAAAUGGAAAAUACAGUGUUUGGUUUGAAGUAAAAUGCUCUCUAGACUAUUAUGUUUUACAUAUUAGACAGCCUAGAAAGUGUUAAUAUUUUCGCCACGAGUGUGCGUCGGAAAUGCGUUUCAGUUGUUGUUUUUUUUUUUAUCGUCAAAGGCUUGCUUAUUUUCCUGCCCCCGGUUGUCCAAACGUUUGAUCACGGUGCUUUCUUCCAGACAAAUCACUACCCGGUGGAUAAAUAUUGGGGGAAAAAAUCACGUUAUGCGCUAGAGAGAUCUUUAUACAAUGGAUAGCGCUUGAACGCUAGGGCCUAAAGUGAUCAUUGAAUUCAUUAAAUUAAUCUUACAACCUUGGCCGUUGUUUUUACAGUGCUAGGAGUUCUUUAGGAUAUAUAUUAGAACCCCAUCCAGUUCCUUACGCCACCCGAAAAGAGGUUUAAAUACCGAACAAAUGUUGUACUUUGCCUCGUCGUCGCAUUGGCAUUUGCCAGGAGAAACACGUACGGAUUGUAUUUACAUCGAUCUUGCAUUACCGAUGGACUUCACAGUCGUCUCUUUCACGUUAGCUGUCAACAACCAUGGUUGCGGUUGGUUGAACUUAAAAAUCAUACCUACCAUUUGCCAGUUUCUCUAAGCUAAUACUUUUCUUUGUAAAUAUUAUAAGUUUUUAAGCUUUAAAAGCCCAAACACACGAUCGCACGCGACAUCAAACAACACCCUUGCAUCCGCCGUUUUAAAUCUGUUCCUGGAAAACAAACUUAUGCUGCCUGCUCGAUUUGAGCUGGUAACAAUCUGAUUGGUGGAAAUUGCGCAAUGUUUGUUUGCGCAAUGUUUGUUGACGAUCAACAUUCAACGGUUACUCUGUACCAGUGUGAUAAAGUUGCAUGUUAUUAAAGACGCUAUCUAGAGUUACGGUUCAUUAUCUUUUAUUACCAACUUUAAUUUGUUUGUAAAUGCAAAAACAUUAGCUGACUUCAGUACGUAUUUCAAGGACGUAAUUGGAUACCACUAUUGUCAAUUCAGUCCACAUCCGCUUAAUAGAGGUGUCCGCUGAAUAGGGAUUCGUAAUAAAGGGAAAUAUCAGACGUUCGUUUCGGCACCCGGCUUAGUGUCCCCUUGAUAGAGGGUGUUCUGAAAUUGUGCAGGAAAAAGGCAAUUUCAGAAUAUAUUUAGUGGCACACCUCUAUGUCCUUUCAAUUUUUGUAAUUAGUUCGAUAGACUGAGGAGCCCAAAUUGGGGUUCCAUAGCCGAAAAGAGAUCUAACUAAAGUGAGAUAAACCGAUCGCCUAACGUCAGUGCUUCGUGUGAAUCCAGUAUUACGUCUAAUGUAACCUAACAGUUUAUUUGGGCGACACGGCUGCUCAAACAUUUGUUUGCUCUAUGUGAGGUCGUAAGCGACAAGGACUCCUAAGUCACACUCGGUAACCACUGACUCUAGAACUUUCCCUUUGAUGGUGUACGAUGACUCGAUUGGCUUCAGUUUCCUGGAUAUUCUCUGAGCCUUGGAUUUUGUCUCGUUAAAAGUGAGACCGGAGUCUUUUGACCAAGCGUCGAGUCGAUUCAGAUCCGACUGGAGAGACACAACAUCAGCAACAGACUUGACCUCUUUCAAGAGAUCUUUGUGUCGUGGGCAAAUAUAGCGACGUUACUCUCCUUUACCACAUCCGGAAUUUCGAAGGUUCGUUUGACGGGAGGAACUCCUCUAGCACCGGCGGUAAAUGAAUCCGGCCACAACUUAUAUCUCCAAGAAACUUUCCGUUGUGAGAGAUUGUUUUUGUUUUACGUUCAUUUAAAUUAUUAUCCCUUGGACUUGUGUCUAUGCCGUAUUUACUUGAUAAAAUGCCGUCAUCGGUGAUUACAACUGAAGACUGGUCAAGUGUACCCCCAGAAUUUCAUUAGUGAAGAGAUCAUUUGAAGAAAUGAAUGUGUUAGUCGUUGCCUCAACCAGCCUCAAAUUCAAAUCUGUUUUCCUGCAUGCGCAUAAUGAACAAUGACUUUUUUAAGAUAACUUCUCCGUAUUCGCGUUUGCGGCAUAAAAGCAUGCAGGAACCCGGAUCCUUAACUGGAAUCCGGAGUUGGUACUUGUUCUGUGACAUCCAUAGCACUUGCGGAAAACCCUCUGUAUUCUAUAAGAUUUAAACAUCUCUUUUUAAAAUGGAUAAAAUUGCUUUAAGGACGUUUACAUCAAUUUCAAGAAAACCGACCUGGAAGAAAUUUCAUAACUACCUCGCGUGUAAUUUCACUGCUCAUUAAGUACGCAGGAGUGGAGAAAUUGAAACGGAAAUUCACAACCAAAGGCCGAUUUAAAAGCUUCCAAUAAUGAAAUUAUUAAUUCAGUCUUGGUGGAGAGGGGAUGGUAGUACGCUUUACUGUAACUCCGCAGAUGGAAAACUAUCCUAUAAUACCGCUCCCAUUCAGAACAAUCCAUCAACGCUGUGUAGAAAGCAAUCAAUCAAUAAACGGGGCCGCGGCGUUUGUUCAAAGAUUAUGCGUGAAGCACUUGGGACAACUUAAUCUACAUCAUCCAGACAAUAACUAUUCCAUCUCAGCAAAAAAGGGACACAUUGGAACUUUAAAAAUCUUUCUGCUUUACACUAAUGUUUCUAAAUAAAUUCUCGUAAUUGUUGUCAGUAAUUGUGACAUUUUUAAAAUACAAUAAUUUUUAAUAUCGGACACUCUAGAAAUGUUUACAUAAACAGUGGGGGGGGGGGGGGGGGUUAAUGGAAUAACUGAUGGCGUAUAUUUUUGAAUUAAAACAAAUAUUUCUGUCAGUUCGGACCAUCUUGAACGCGAUGGGAACUGGGAAUGGGGGUUUUUAAGAAGAAACAAAGGAGCAUGGGAAGACAUGGGAAAGUCGCCAUCUUUGCUCGUGAAACGUUCACAGAUGAUGACAUUGAGAGGUACGUGUAUUAGUUGUAUGUUUUACGAUCCGGAUAUAUAAUUGAACUAAUAGACUUAAAUGUGGAGAAAUCAGACAUUUUUUGCCAAGCUGUAUUACCAGCUCAAAAACAAACGAUGAUAACAGUGAAGCGUAAGCUAGCAUUUAGGUUGCGUUGACAUCGAUUUAAUAUAAUAUUUAUUUAAACCGCACAAGAAACUGUUUGGUGUUGAAAGCAGACUUUGAAGGUAAAAGGAAAUGUGAAAAAAUAUCAAUUUUGCUUUAGAUUCAAAGCUAUCUUAAGUUAUUUGUGUCAUGUUGAUGUUUUGUAACUCUUACUAUUUAUGUGAGUGAUGUCACCCUGGCGUGCUUCUUUAUAUUUCAUUUGAGGUUAUGGACUCAUUACAUCUGAUCUAAAUUCUCCAUGGAUCUGGAGGAGAAGUAUUUCCGUUCUUGGUCUCUUGUUUUUGCCCUAACAUUGGUGUUGUUUUUUUGGCUGUGGGCAUUCCAUUUAUAAUUCAAUAACCAAACCACCUCCACUCACAUGGCAAUUACGUUGACGAGUUGUUUUGAUGUUACUGUUAACAUUAAGAAAAUGUGACUUUUUCCUUAAUGUGCUGGAAAAAUUGUAUUAAUGCACAUGCAUAUGUGUUAUCUCUCCUGAAUACUUCAACCUUCUCCUGUUCUCCUUAUGGGUCACAAAAGGACCCCGAUAAAAUAGAACUCUAAGCCUUUUUUUGGAAUUGAGCCCAUUUAAUUCCCACUUUGGUGCCCUCCAUUCAUAUUAGGGUUUUUGCGGGGGAGAACUAUUUCGUUAUUACGGUUAUAAGAGCAAUUUUUGAUGCUUUUUGCUUCAUGUAAGACAUUGUAUAAUGUCCUGAACUGGGUUUGUGAUUAUUAGAUGGAAUGACCCUGUGAAUCAUAUGUAGCAUUUUUUGCCCAUCGUCAUAUUUUCUACCAUAUCUUGUAAACAACUUAGUUUUUUUGGUUUUCAAAGUAGCAACAUGACAUCUUGCAUAAUUUCACCAUCCAUGUUAGCAUGUAUCUUUUUGUGUUUGUUGAAACAUGCAUAGCACCAAAUAGACUCUGUGGUCAGUUUUUAAUUAUCAGCCGUUUGGAGGAAACUUCUCAGCUUUUUGCACAUUGUGUCAGCCUCGUUGAAUUGUGGUUCUUUUGAUAGGCAUGUUGGGACAUUAUUGUCUAGGGCACCAAAAACAGUUUUGAAAGGUUUCUCGAAAUGUAAACAAAUGUUAAGUUUUUACAGGGCUGUCACUUUAACUUCACUUUGCUUGGUAUAUGCAUUUAAUAGGCGGGAAUUGAACAAACAGGAAGUGUUUUUUGUCUGUUUUCUUGCUCGUAUUGGCUAAGGAAAUACCCGGACCCCGGCUGUUAGUAACAGUGCUGCUUUCAUAGUCUGAAGAUGAAUAUACAUGUAAUAUUUUUUUUUGUAGGUGAAAUUUCCAAAGCAUUAGUAGCAACUUUAAUGCAUAUUGGACUAUUAUAGAAGAAAAAGGUUAAGUGUUUGCACCCACACCCACAGGUAAGAGGGCCUUUAGGCAGGCAGGAAAUCUGAAGGUACAUGAAAGAAUACACACUGGUGAGAAGCCAUUUACGUGCAAGCAUUGUGUCAAGGCGUUUAGCCGGGCAGGAAGUCUGAAAGAACAUGAAAGAAUACACACUGGUGAGAAGCCAUUUAAGUGCAAGCAAUGUAACAAGGCCUUUAGCCAGGCAGGAAAUCUGAAAAACAUGAACGAAUACACACCGGUGAGAAGCCAUUUACGUGCAAGCAGUGUAACAAGGCGUUUAGCCAAGCAGGACAUCUGAAAAUUCAUCAAAGAAGACAUAGUGGUGAGAAGCCGUUUAAGUGCAAGCAAUGUAACAAGGCCUUUAGCCAGGCAGGAGAUCUGAAAAGACAUGAAAGAACAUACAGUGGUGAGAAGCCGUUUAAGUGCAAGUAUUGUAACAAGGCCUUUAGCCGGGCAGAAAAUCUGAAAGUACAUGAGAGAAGACACACAGGUGAGAAGCCAUUUAAGUGCAAGCAUUGUGACAAGGCCUUUAUCCAGGCAGGAAAUCUGAAAGCACAUGAAAGAGGACACUCAGGUGAGAAGCCAUUUAAGUGCAAGCAUUGUAACAAGGCCUUUAGCCAGGCAGGAGAUGUAAAAAGACAUGAAAGAACACACAGUGGUGAGAAGCCAUUUAAGUGCAAGUGUUGUAACAAGGCCUUUAGCGAGGCAGGAAGUCUGAAAAAACAUGAGAGAACGCACAGUGGUGAGAAGCCGUUUAAGUGCAAGCAAUGUAACAAGACCUUUAGCCAGGCAGGACAUCUGAAAGCACAUGAAAGAAUACACACUGGUGAGAAGCCGUUUCAGUGCAAGCACUGUAACAAGGCCUUUAGCCAGGCAGGAAAUCUGAAAAAACAUGAAAGAAUACACACUGGUGAGAAGCCAUUUAAGUGCAACCAUUGUGAGAAGGCGUUUCGCUGGGAACGAUAUGUGAGAGCGCAUGAACGAAUACACACGGGUGAAAAACCUUUCAGGUGCAAGCAGUGUAACAAGGCCUUU
Messenger RNA from Porites lobata, 7711 nucleotides. Lineage: Eukaryota; Metazoa; Cnidaria; Anthozoa; Scleractinia; Poritidae. The record is from the annotation of a GenBank genome assembly.